This is a messenger RNA of Arabidopsis lyrata subsp. lyrata, 1904 nucleotides long. RefSeq names its product terpenoid synthase 30. The transcript is spliced from 7 exons. Lineage: Eukaryota; Viridiplantae; Streptophyta; Magnoliopsida; Brassicales; Brassicaceae. Bases 1 to 1845 code for a protein of 614 amino acids. Gene Ontology annotation, biological process: diterpenoid biosynthetic process. The record is from RefSeq and is a predicted model, not a curated record. Gene Ontology annotation, molecular function: magnesium ion binding; terpene synthase activity.
AUGGAAGCAGCAAAAACAGUUUUUGGGCUCGGAACUCUCUCUGACCUUCACCAACCUCCUAUGUUUCUUAAGACCAGCCACUCUCUGUUUUCUCGCCCUUCUCUUUCUCUAAAACCCAUGAAACCCAACUUUUUCUGCGUUAAGGCUAAUACUAAGAGUUCGACUAGUGAUGAUCUUGAGAGUGGUCGUCCUUUGACCCACUUUGCUCCCACUUUUUGGGGAGAUUACUUCCUCUCACUUUCCGUCGACGAUUCCGAAUUUGAUAAAAUAGAGAGAGAGAUUGAAUCGGUGAUGAAGCCAAACGUGAGAGACAAGCUCAUCUCUUCUCACAACAGUAACAAGGACAAGAUUCGAUUAAUCCAUUUGCUUAUAAGCCUCGGUAUCUCGCAUUACAUUGAGACCGAGAUCGAGAUGAUCCUAAACCAGACUUUUAAAGAGUUGGACGGGAUAAUAUCCGAGGAAGACGAUUUGGAAACAAUCUCUAUCAUGUUUGAGGUUUUUCGACUGUAUCAACACAAGAUUUCAUGCGAUACCUUCGUAAGAUUCAAAGGUAAAGAUGGGAGGUUCAAGGAGAGUCUAGUCGCGGAUGUUAGAGGAAUGCUACAAUUAUACCAAGCAGCGCAUCUUGGGACACCCUCUGAAGAUAUAAUGGAGGAAGCAAAGAGUUUCACUAGGAACCAGUUGGAGUCUUUGGUAACGAGUACUACUAUUCCUCCACAUCUCUCAUCACAUAUUCGUAACGCCUUGUACAGAGCUCGAUAUCAUAACAUGGAAAUACUAGUCGCAAGAGAAUACAUCUCUUUCUAUGACCAAGAAGAAGGUCAUGACCUGACGCUUCUCAAGUUUGCAAAGCUCAACUUCAACUAUUGCCGUUUGCUUUACAUACAAGAGCUCAAAACACUCACCAAAUGGUGGAAAGAUCUAGAUAUCCCCACUAAGCUUCCUUACGUGAGGGAUAGAAUUGUGGAGUCCUAUUUCCCUGCAGUGGGAAUACAUUUCGAGCCACGAUUUUCACUUGGGAGAAUUAUAGCGGCUAAAAUUAUCAUCGUCCUGGUUGCUUUGAACGACACCUGUGAUUCAUAUGCAACUUUUCCCCAAGCUAAAAGUCUCAUUGAUUCUUUGCAAAGGUGGGAUCUUGAAGGGAUUGACGAACUACAAAGCUAUUCGAGAAUAGUCGUCCGAUUAAUAUUGGAAACUAUGGGAGAGAUUUUUUUUUUGGUGAGUGAAACUAUGGGAGAGAUUGAAAGAGAAAUGAUGCCCCGAGGAAGAUCUGCUUGUGUAAAACAGACGAUAGAGGAGACUAAGAACCUAGGGAGAUCGUACCUAGCAUUAUCAAAAUGGGCAAGUGAAGGUCAUGUGCCAACCUUUGAUGAGUACAUGGAGGUUGGGCUGGUCACCGCAGGGAUGGAUGAUUUUGCUUUGUACAGCUUUAUCGCGAUGGAAGAUUGUGAUGAGAAACAAUUGUACGAAUGGUUCAACUCCAAGUCAAAAAUAUUCCAAGCUUUGUGCUAUAUGUAUCGUGUAAACAACGACAUCAUCACCUACGAGAGAGAGAUGAGCAAAGGAGAGGUGGUGAAUGGGGUCAACUCUUACAUGAAUCAACACGGUGUUACUAAAGAAAAAGCGGUUGAAGAAUUGAGUAAGAUGGCUAGAGAUAACUAUAAGAUAGUCAUGGAGGAGUUGUUGACGACAACUGAUGUGCCACGACAAGUUCUGGUGCGUUGCCUCAACAUUGCACGCUUGAUCGAUGUGUUUUGCAAGGAUGGUGUUGAUGAAUUCUCCAAUUCGCAUGGAAAGCUCAAAGAUCUCAUCACCUCUCUAUUCAUCUAUCAUAUUCCUGUUUAACCAUAUAUCACCAUUUUUCAGUUAUGCUUACUUAAACUCAUCUUAAACCUGGUGUUUGU